AUGAACAGUAGCAACUUCACGGGGUCGGUGGACAGCACCAUGAACUCUUCUGAAGUCUUAAGUAAGAUCUAUGCCGAUGCGAGAUUCAAGCAGUCUACUGCAAUCAUAGCGCUGCUCAUCUUUUCGUACGUCCUGACGUUUGCUCUGUGUAUCGUGGGGAAUUCCAUGGUCUGUUUUGUCAUCUUGAAGAUACCCAGGAUGAGAACGGUUACCAACUACUUCCUCCUGAACUUGGCAGUGAGCGAUCUCCUCGUGGCCAUCUUCUGCAUGCCAUUUACUCUUCUCGACAACAUCAUUAGGGGAUGGCCCCUAGGGAACGUGAUGUGUAAGCUAACCCCCGCAGUGACCGUGGUCUCAGUUGUAGCGUCAGUGUUUACACUCGUGGCGAUUGCAGUGGACAGGUACUACUCGGUUGUGCACCCCACGGAGCCAAAACCCUCGACAAAAACGCUGAUUCAGACUGUAGCGGUUAUAUGGGGACUCUCAUUCGUAAUAAUGAUCCCGCAGGUCCUUCUAAUUGAAGAGGGGGUAGUGUCCUAUAAGAACACGCUAUUCUUACACUUGUGUAUGGAGACGUCACCUCUAUGGAGCAAAGUGUAUAGUACAAUUAUCUUUCUCUGUUGUUACAUCGCGCCUAUGGCAGUAAUUGCUUGUCUCUACGCCAAAAUUGGCCACACAGUUUGGGCUAAACCAACCCCAGGAGGCGACCGGGCACCAAGAGAAAUCAAAGAACAAGAUUUUCGUAAAAAGAUCAAAGUCAUCAAAAUGCUAAUGGUCGUGGUUAUACUGUUUGCGUUUUCCUGGCUGCCACUCUCAUCAGAUGUGGCAGGCAGAUUUAUCGAUCGCCACACCCAUGUCAUGCACCUGAAGGAAGCAGAGAACAGUAAAUACAUCACAAAUGAUACCGGGGCUUAUCUACACAUCACGUUCUGA
This is a messenger RNA of Branchiostoma belcheri (Belcher's lancelet), 933 nucleotides long. Its product is annotated as neuropeptide FF receptor 2-like. Gene Ontology annotation, molecular function: peptide binding; neuropeptide receptor activity. The record is from RefSeq and is a predicted model, not a curated record. Lineage: Eukaryota; Metazoa; Chordata; Leptocardii; Amphioxiformes; Branchiostomatidae. Gene Ontology annotation, biological process: G protein-coupled receptor signaling pathway. Gene Ontology annotation, cellular component: membrane. The transcript has 5 exons. Bases 1 to 933 code for a protein of 310 amino acids.